CUCUGCUACGAUAUAUAAAUCGGUUACCUGGUCUCUGGAUCUCUCUAAAUUCACGCGGACCAGGAGUAGCACAAUUCCUCUCUUGAUCAGCAACCUGUAAUUCAGUCGAGACCAUCGCUAUUGUUUGGCACUUCGUACGCAAAAUGGAGAACGCUACCCGGAACACGGUGACUGUGCAUUGUGCCAACCAGUCAGACCUCACUCUCGGACGAUCCUCAAAGUCUCAAUCUAUUUUCCGCGGGUGUGAGGAAGGCACUAAGAUCUCUCCUGAUGCAGACCAGAACGGCAAGACAUUCGAUGCGUUCGUGCUCAAAGCAACGGAGCCGAGUAACGGCUCGGCAUUUGUGUUCUUUGACUUCGGACUCGAAGGACAUGAGCUUGUGCUGUGGAUCUCGAUGAGUCCGCAAGAAUCGAUUCUCGAUGUGAAAGCGCGCGUCGUUACGGCUGAUCAUCCAUUUGAUACUGCCCUUCUUCAGAACCUCGAAACGAACGAAGAUAAGCAGGAAGAAGUGGGCUUAUCCACGGCAAUCGUUUGGCCUAUGGGAAACGAUGAUGAUGAUCACCAGCUUUGGGUUUCUGUCGAUACGCAAGAGGAGUUCGUCCCUAUCGACCAAUCUUUGGAGGAAUAUUGGGGACACAAAAACCCUGUGGUCUCGCUUUAUCUGCGAGACACGACUUGGAACCCCCCACCGCCCGUGACGCUCCCAGAUGGCACUCAAGAGUCUUGGGAAGACCGGAAUCAACCCUUCUUCAAAAUCGCUGCUGGUAAAGGCCAAAACAUUGGUGAGCCUAUCCACGAGAACUUAACACUAGCGGCGUUGUAUGCACAUGGUGUCCUACCAAAAGAAGUCAACGCAUCAACCUCAUACGAUAAGGUCGUCGGCAAAGGGAGCCUUUCCAUUGGCAUACCUGAUGUAUGGGAGGUCAUGCGUGGUGUGUUCUGGAACGACGAUCCUGCAUGCUCCUUAUUCAACGACCGCAAAACAAACAACGGGUCUUUUGCCUGGGGUGCUAAAUGGGGCUCGGACUUCCUGGUCAGAGUCAAAACUUUCAAACACGACAACAUUAUCUGGCGCUCGCAUUUCGGCGACCUGCAGGCCUUGCAUGCCAUGGGCAAGGGCAAAGGCGAACAUCCCGAAGCGACACGGAACGAGAUCAUGGCGUGGAUGAGGACCAUGUACUGUCUGUCGACCGGGCAGGGAAUCCGCGCCGACGAUCAAAUCGCGACCACGCAGCUUGGAGCGUUCUUCCAAAAGUUCAAUUCGCCAAAGGGCUCGGAUACGCUGCGUAAACUGAUCCUGGGCGGCACGCCGAGCUACAACAAAGUGAUCAUCGAACGAAGGGCAAUCGGUAUCAUGUUCCAUAUCAUACAGGACUCCUACGCGGUCGGGCACUGCAGACGCAGGCUUUUGAACCCGGAGAGCAUGAAAGACACCACUGUGAAACCCGUGCUUGGCAAGAGUUUCAAAGCAAAAGUCUUCAACCCGUUCCCCCAAUUCGGUGUCAUCCACAACUUCCACAGCUACUCCGGCCAGGACGACAAGAAACACGGGUGGUACGACAGCAACCCGAGCAAGACUCGCUUGAACCACGCGGAUCUGAACACGUUCAACAACAUCCCGGGGGCGAGAAUGGCGAUAGAAAAGUGCGGCCUGCUGGGUGUUCACUGCCAGCAGAACACCAAGUGGAGUGUUGUGGAGGAGUGGUUGCUCAACGAUGUUUUCCGCGUGUCGCAGCAUGCUACCGCAAGCAACACGGAAAUUGAUGAGAACAUGGGCAAGGAACCGAGCGAGUGAUGGUUUCAAACCAAGGCUGGACCGCCGGCGAUUGGAAACGGGAAGAUACUCCAAUACAUUGAAAUGUCGGACACAACUGCAUGUAGCACGAAGUUUCAUAUCAUGCUUGGUGCUAGAACAUUCAGAAGACCUUUGAGGGAAUAGAGCUCGCAUAAAAGAUCUCUU
Molecule: messenger RNA, 1961 nt
Organism: Boeremia exigua
Lineage: Eukaryota; Fungi; Ascomycota; Dothideomycetes; Pleosporales; Didymellaceae
Exons: 4
Coding region: 144-1796 (550 amino acids)
Source: RefSeq, a predicted model, not a curated record